CCUGGGUCUCAACAGAAGCAGGUGCCAUGGAGUACAUAGGAAGCAAGUAUAUCGGGGAGUAUGUAGAUGGGAGGAUGGAAGGCAAAGGCAAGUACAUCCUCCCGACCGCAACGAGAUAUGUUGGAGAGAUGAAGGAUGGCAUGUUUCACGGCCAAGGGACCCUGUACUUCCCUGGUGGGAGCCGAUAUGACGCCAUCUGGGAGAAAGGCUUGGCUGUGGAGGGUACCUACACCUUCGAAGAUGGGCUGAAGUACGAGAGCAAGCACUGGCACUACUGCGACCGCUAUGAUCGCAGGUUCUACACAGAGAUCUGCCACGGCUUCAGGCCUGCAGUUAUUUGUCAGCUCACCAACUUGGACCCACCUAGAAAGAUCCCCAAAGGCUGUUAUGACUGUGGAGAUGGCUUCUAUAACCCAAUCACACGAGUGGUCAAGGACUACAAGAACCGCUUUCUCAGGAACGCAGAUGACGAUGAGCACGAGUGGAUCAUACGGACGUGCCGGAAGGGCUGGGACCAGAUCGUGGGCCGCAGCCUCCAGCUCUGAUCUCAGCAGCUGCCUCCUCCGAUGGAGCCUUCCAUCUGCCCCGCUAGCACUGGGCAGCCUCGGCCAGGCCAGACUGCACUGCUAGGACCCAGAUUUUGGCUAAGGAAUAAAGGCUUUCUGCAUCCUGUG
Messenger RNA from Ochotona princeps (American pika), 674 nucleotides. RefSeq names its product MORN repeat containing 5 (gene MORN5). Bases 27 to 545 code for a protein of 172 amino acids. NCBI's taxonomy places the organism in Eukaryota, Metazoa, Chordata, Mammalia, Lagomorpha, Ochotonidae. The transcript is spliced from 5 exons. The record is from RefSeq and is a predicted model, not a curated record.